AUGGACCCCUCGACGAUCGAUUACCAGGAAGACCGCCAGGCUCUGCAAUAUCGAAACUAUCUGUCUUCUGCCUGUCUUCCGCAACCAAUCCCUGAGAAUCGCCAAGGUAAUCACACUCGUGAUGCCUGGUCUCGUCAGAUAAAUCCUUCUCUGUCUCUACUCCAAGUCAACAAACAAGUCAACGCGGAAGUCACCCGAUUUCUCCAGCACCGACGCACCAGCGACUAUUCAGUUGACAUUGUGUAUGUUAAGGGUCUAGGCCUUUGGCCAACAUGGUCUAUCCCGGCUCUGCCACAAACGCCCUACAUCAACUCAGUCUACACGAUCUUAAGAAUAUCAGAUGACCCCCCAGCUCUGCCAGGUCAUAUACUAGACGAAUCAGAUACCAGCCUUAGCUGGAAUUGCAGAAGCGUCCUCUUGACUUACCUCGAGGGGCUACUCUCAACACUAUUCAAUCGUGGACCGGGCUUUUUGGACCGCAGCCGCAGCCAUCAUGAAGAUGACCCCAAUUUUGCCCCCAAAUAUGUAGUCAAUCGCAUCGUCAUCAACGUUAUUUCGGCCACCAAGGCCUCGGGCCAAAACAACACGCUGACGGGCGAUGAGAAAUCCCAGACUAGCCACGGCCGUCGAAGCUAUUGGCAAAAGGAUGGAGAGAAACCGCGAUCACCUGAGAAUCGACUGGUGACGGGCAUGACAGCGCUUCUAGAACGGAUCCUGAACCCGGGCUAUCAAACCUAUCUACCACACAUCGGAAUGAUGAUGUACGAACACAUCAUCGGUUCGUUCAUAUUCAUGCUGGACGGGAAACAGGUUUGGAAGAUCGAUAUGGAAGACAGGCUACAGAACUGGGGAGCAUGUCAUCUGGCCCUCGAGGCUCCAGAUAAAUUGCCGAAGUACCAGGAAUGGAAGCAUUGGGUGGAUGAAAGGCGAACGAGAAUGAAGCAAGGUGUUGAUUUGGAUAACACGAGGCCUGCCAUUGACGACAUCUGGAGCCGCCGGCCAGAUCGUCGAGAGGAAGAAGCAGAUUGA
Molecule: messenger RNA, 1029 nt
Organism: Clonostachys rhizophaga
Lineage: Eukaryota; Fungi; Ascomycota; Sordariomycetes; Hypocreales; Bionectriaceae
Source: the annotation of a GenBank genome assembly